GACCGCAUUUGACAAGAGAGGGGGAACCCAAAAAAAAUCACAGCGUGGGGAUUUUGGGGGUGUGUUUGAGAGAGGGGGUAGUGGAAUUAGCCAAAAAAUGGUGAACGAGAGGGAGAUUAUUAGUCCUCUCCUUUACCAUCACCACCACCACUCCCUCUCCUUUCUUUCUUCUUUCUCUCUCAUUCCCAUUAUUUUCCCUAAUUCUUCUUCUCUUCUAACCCUAGUUCCCUUUUCUAACAACGACCCCCUUUUUUCUUUUCCUCUUCUCGUUCCUAUUCUUCUUUCGAUUCUUCCCUUAUUUUCUUUUCCUUCUCUUUUAUUCUUCUCUGCGUUUCUCCAUCUGGGUCUCUCUCUUUUCCCUGUUGGCUUCCUGGGUUCGACGAUUUCUUGGUGGUGGUGUUGCUCUUUCUUCGCCAGGGGUGUUGAAAUAAUAACCUACUAUUGUUAUUCGUGAUUCGAUUCUUAAGGCUUAUGCUGUGUGGUCUUGCAAUUGAGAGAAUUUUGUAAUGGAGGAGUUUGGGACUUCGGGGAUUUAUGGAAGCUCUACUAUGAGGCGUAAAAGGAGUCGCCCUUCUCGUCGGCCUCGACUUGAGUCACAGCAAUUAGGCGAAGGUAUAGAUCCUUCCCCUUCAUCUUCGACGCCACCUUCGGAUGAUGCAGUCAAGUUCUCCAGUGAUGAGAAUGGUGGUGGUGAUGGUACUCCUGGGAGAAAAGAAUUAAGUCUCAAUCAAUGUGUAUCCAGAGGCUCUUCUGCUAGUGGACCUGAAAGUGAACAUUUUCUUAAAAGAAGCAAAAAAGAUGGAAGUUUCGGUUCAUAUUAUCGGAGCGAACCUGGACGAAGUGCCAAUGAUAAUAAACGUAGCAGCGAAGGUGUCCUUGCCCCUGCUAAUUGGAGAAGCACCAGCAAGGUGUCUGAUGGUAUGGAAUCGGAGUCAAGCAGCAUCGAUCCGUAUGGUGGAAGGUAUGGUGGUGAAAGUUCAAGUUCUGGACAGAAAGGACUUUAUGUUGAAGAAUUAGCGAAUGAUAACAAGGUUAAGAAGGUUAAGCUUAGGGUUGGUGGGGUCACCCGUACUAUUCAAGCCAAUUCCCCUCCCAAUGGCACAUCUAAAGGCAAUUCUCAACCUUCAGAUGGUCAUAGGCAGCAACACAAGCAUAACUUUCAGCAGGAAAACUUUAAUGGAAAUCAUUCCCCUUCAGAAAGAAGGGGCGGUUUGCAUGGAGUUCCAUGGAGAGACUUUUCUAGGGGUGGUUUUGGUCUUGAAAAGGAGGAAACAUUGACGGGGAAGAUGCCUGGGAGGAAUUCUGCUGGGAAGCAUGGAGCAGAGACACUCCGGAAGAGUAAAAGAGCUUCAAAGAAGCGUGUUCUUGAUGGAGAUUUUGACGACGAUGAUGACGAUGAGAUACGGUAUUUGGAGAAGCUUAGAACUUCGAAGGCUUAUGCCGGGUACCGUGAUGAUGGUGAAGAACCAAGCAAGAAGCAGCGGAAACUUUCCAGCAUUUCUAGUAUGGAGAAUUAUGGUGCAUCAAAGCAUAAGGUAAGAUCAGAUAUCGCUUCUGAUGACAAAGAUUAUGAGGAAGAUGAAGAGUCGGCAUCUGACAUUGAUGCUGAUGGUAAUCAUAAGAAGCAGAGGAAGGAAUCCAUCGACACAUUGAUGGAGGGUAAGAGAGAAAUGACUCUUACCACACGUCAAAGAGCUCUUCAGUCUAGCAAAGAAGCAUCAUCUGCUCGAGGUGGUAGUUUAAUCGAAUUCCCAAAUGGUUUACCACCUGCUCCACCCAGAAAGCAAAAAGAGAAACUCACUGAUGUGGAACAGCAACUCAAGAAGGCAGAAGCUGCGCAGAGACGGAGGAUGCAAGUAGAGAAGGCUGCUAGGGAAUCUGAGGCUGAGGCAAUCAGAAAGAUACUCGGUCAAGAUUCAAGCCGGAAGAAACGGGAAGAUAAAGUGAAGAAACGCCAGGAAGAAUUGGCUCAGGAGAAGGCUGCAAAUGCUCAGAAGCUCUUAUCAAACACCAUCAGGUGGGUCAUGGGUCCUUCCGGUACUGUGGUGACCUUUCCAAAUGAUAUGGGAUUUCCAAGCAUAUUUGAAUCUCGGCCCUGCAGCUAUCCACCCCUGCGUGAAAACUGUGCGGGUCCAUCGUGUUCGAAUCCGUAUAAGUAUCGAGAUUCGAAGUCGAAGCUUCCUCUUUGCAGUCUUGUGUGUUACAAAGCAAUUCAAGAGCAGUUGACAGAAACUACCUGCUAGAUUCUUAGCUUUUAGCUUUCUUUGCAUUUUGUUCAUUGAUUCUCUUCAAACGAACUUAGAUAGAUAUAUACUUGCAGAGAUGAUGAUGGAAGAAACGUUUUUGAAUCUGUUUCAAGUGCCUGUAGCCAUUAUGAUGUUGCUACCCCAUUUUUAAGUACAUAUCAGAAGAAUUGAAUCAAUCUUUUCUUUUCCUCUUCUUUAGAA
Messenger RNA from Cucumis sativus (cucumber), 2447 nucleotides. RefSeq lists its product as uncharacterized. Lineage: Eukaryota; Viridiplantae; Streptophyta; Magnoliopsida; Cucurbitales; Cucurbitaceae. Gene Ontology annotation, biological process: chromatin remodeling. The transcript has 7 exons. Gene Ontology annotation, cellular component: Ino80 complex. The record is from RefSeq and is a predicted model, not a curated record. The coding region runs from base 507 to 2243 and encodes 578 amino acids.